Molecule: messenger RNA, 906 nt
Organism: Leopardus geoffroyi (Geoffroy's cat)
Lineage: Eukaryota; Metazoa; Chordata; Mammalia; Carnivora; Felidae
Gene: MRPL42
Product: mitochondrial ribosomal protein L42
Exons: 7
Coding region: 185-691 (168 amino acids)
Cellular component (GO): mitochondrial large ribosomal subunit
Source: RefSeq, a predicted model, not a curated record
UGGACCCGCGCUCGGCCCUGGGAGACUACAUUUCCCAUACUGCCCCGCGGGCCAGGGAGGUGCGUGAAGCGGUGUCUCCUAAGACCCGGAUUGAGGGAUGAAAAUAGGUAUGCCUGGAAGCAGAUUUUAAAAGCAGUUUCUCCAGGUCAUCUUUCACACCACCGGAUAAGCAUCUUGAGUCACCAUGGUAUUAGCAGCAGUAAAACGGGUGAUAUCAAACAGAACUAUCUGGAAACAUUUAUUUCCGAUUCAAAACGGAGCUUUAUAUUGUGUUUGUCAUAAAUCUACGUAUUCGCCUCUUCCAGAUGACUAUAAUUGCAAAGUAGAGCUUGCUUUGACAUCUGAUGGCAGGACAAUAGUAUGCUACCACCCUUCUGUGGACAUUCCAUAUGAACAUACAAAACCUAUCCCACGGCCAGAUCCUGUGUGUAAUAAUGAAGAAACACAUGAUCAAGUGCUGAAAACCAGAUUAGAAGAAAAAAAUGAACCCUUGGAGCAAGGACCUAUGAUAGAACAACUUAGCAAAAUGUUCUUUACUACUAAGCACCAUUGGUAUCCUCGUGGACAAUAUUUUAGUUCAGGCCCUAUCUUGAAAUUCUUCUGUAAUGGCUUUCACUACCUGUUUUCUCCCGGCAUGUUCCAUACUGCUGUAAUCUUUUGGCAUCUUUUGUUUAAAACCAAAUUACUGUAGUUAAUGAAAAUCUUGUAAAGGGGACUUGAAGGGGACAAAAUUGAAGGUAUCAUAGACGUCGAAGGAAACUGGAUCCUCCAAAAGACAGAUGAUAUUGAGGUUUUCAGGAAUCAAAGAGAUGUUAUCUUGUGUCUUAUUUGCCAUUUGAGAAAAUGCAAUUGAGUGCAUUCACUGUUAUGUAGCAAAACAAUAAUAAAAUGUCUUUUUAUGUCUUA